Messenger RNA from Phyllopteryx taeniolatus (common seadragon), 1025 nucleotides. Its product is annotated as beta-crystallin A3-like. NCBI's taxonomy places the organism in Eukaryota, Metazoa, Chordata, Actinopteri, Syngnathiformes, Syngnathidae. The record is from RefSeq and is a predicted model, not a curated record. Gene Ontology annotation, molecular function: structural constituent of eye lens. The transcript has 6 exons. Bases 21 to 818 code for a protein of 265 amino acids. Gene Ontology annotation, biological process: visual perception; lens development in camera-type eye.
ACGUACCGUCUGCGGCCAAGAUGGCGUCCAUCAUCAUCAUCAUCAUCAUCAAUGUGAUGAUGAAGAAGCGCAGCGUCUUCAUGGCGGCGACUCACAAAGUCGUCAAACGUUUCGAAGCGAUAAACCUUUUUUCCGAGCGUCGACGAGACGAAACUCGGAGCGGCCGGUCAGAGUCCAAAGAAGCCCACGCGGCGGCGUCCUGCGAUCCGAUUGGUCCGAGGAAGAAGAUGGCGCCGACCAACCCGUCGCCCGUGGGCCCCCGGAAGAUCACGGUGUACGACCGGGAGCACUUCCAGGGCAAGCGCGUGGAGUUCACGGCCAGCUGCCAGAACGUCACGGAGUGCGGCCUGGACAACAUCCGCUCCCUCAAGGUGGAGUGCGGCGCCUGGGUGGGCUACGAGCACUCCAGCUUCUGCGGCCAGCAGUUCGUCCUGGAGAAAGGAGACUACCCGCGCUUCGAGGCCUACAGCGGCAGCAACUCUUACCGCAUCGAGAGGAUGAUCUCCUUCAGGCCCAUCUGCUGCGCCAACCACGAGGACGCUCGCAUGACCAUCUACGAGAUGGAGAACACGACGGGUCGGCGGUUGGAGCUGUCCGACGACUACCCCUCCCUGCAGGCCAUGGGCUGGUUGAACAACCAGGUCGGAUCCAUGCACGUCCAGAGCGGCGCGUUCGUGUGCUACCAGUACCCGGGCUACCGAGGCCAGCAGUACGUCGUGGAGGCGGACUGCCGCGGGGGCGAGUACAAAUCCUACCGGGAGUUUGGAUCCCAUGCUCAGAGCCCCCAGAUCCAGUCCAUCAGGAGGAUCCAGCACUGAGGAUCUUUUUCUUCCUCCUCCUCCGAGUACGAGCGGGAUCCCGGGAUUGGCUUGGAGCGCUCGCCUGCGGGCCGCGGAAACUUUUGCAUCUCGACUCGAUGAAAGGCGUAAGAAGAGCAAGUGCUCGUCGUCACUUUGUCGUCAGUCUCCGGUCAAAAUAUUCGAAUAAAGACCAAAGAGCGGCAAACCCAACGCCGGCGCCACGUC